This is a messenger RNA of Helianthus annuus (common sunflower), 2811 nucleotides long. RefSeq lists its product as uncharacterized. The record is from RefSeq and is a predicted model, not a curated record. NCBI's taxonomy places the organism in Eukaryota, Viridiplantae, Streptophyta, Magnoliopsida, Asterales, Asteraceae. The transcript is spliced from 4 exons. The coding region runs from base 316 to 1953 and encodes 545 amino acids.
ACAUACGACUCCAUUAACGCCGGCGACACAGCCACCACCAAAUUCAAGGCUUUUGUCAGGCAAUUAGGGCUCCACCAGGGCAUCAAGCAACAGCGUUCAACACUACUCCGCUCUCAAGCUUGCGGCCCUUGACACAACCACAACCAAGUCGAAGGCUUUCGUUAGGCGAUUACGACUCCAGCAGGUUCUUACCGGCUCAUUGUGUUGGCAGCUUCACUUCAGUCUGGUAAAAUUUGUAUUUUUAGUAUACUAUUCUUUUUACACUCUUACUUUUUAUAUGCUUUUGUGUACACACAUUUUUGUUUGCUUAAAAAUAUGUUGCCGUCGGACACGUCUGGUAAAAGGCGGAGUAUAGCUACCUCUUGUGAAACAGGUGAAACUUCUACCACACCUCGCCGCAGGAUUUCACAACGGUUGCGUUCAAUCAUUUCUCAAACUUCAGGGUCAAUAGAGAGGCCGCUGCCAACGUAUUCAGAUUGUGGAGAUUGCACUUAUAUUUGUGAACACUGCAGUGCUCUAUUUUGGUUUGCUGAGAAGGUUUUACAUGCUCCACAUGUUCAUCAUCCUCGCUAUAAUCAGUGCUGUAAAUCGGGCUCUGUGAGGUUGUCUUUUCCUCUUGAACCACCACCUGGUAUUAGGCAACUUUUCCAAGAUUCUCAGUUCCUGGACAAUAUUAGAACAUAUAACAAUAUGUUUUCUAUGACCUCAUUUGGGGCAGAGGUUGACGACACUAUUAAUGAUGGUCGUGGUCCUUACGUUUUUAAAAUCUCAGGCCAAGUUUCACACUGGAUCGGAUCUUUGUGCCCUCCACCUAAUGAGAAACCACGUUUUUUACAAAUGUACAUAUACGACACAGAGAAUGAGAUUUCAAACAGACUCCGAUUCUUCAAUAACUCAGAUCACCACAACCUUUCAGAUAGUAUUGUUGGCACGCUCAGCCAGAUGUUAAAUACCUAUAAUGGGUAUGCUCGCCUCUUUAAAAAUGCCGGCGACAUCUGCAGAACGACAGAGGCUAGCUGUUAUUCCAUUCGUCUUUAUAGUAACGUACCCGAUAGAAGAUAUGGUGCUCCAUCUGCAGACGCAUUAGGUGGAAUAGUAUGCGGUGACGAUUUCAAUGCUAGCAACUAUGACAUCAUCAUUCACUCAAAAGACGGAAUGCCUCAGAGAGUUAGUAAGCUUCAUCAAUCUUAUAUGCCAUUACAAUAUCCACUUCUAUUUCCUUUUGGUGAGGAAGGUUGGUCUCCGAAGCUUCAAUUACGUAAGGUCGAUGGUUCUAAAGACAAGAGAUUGACCGUUAACAUGUACUAUAGUUACCAGAUUCAUGAGCGUGCAGGUGUUUAUUCCCUCCUCUUGAAUGGUGGGCGACUUUUUCAACAGUAUUUAGUAGACGCUUAUUCGUGUAUAGAACAGAAUAGACUCGAUUACUUUAAAGCAAAUCAAGAUCUCUUUCAUUCAGAAUAUAUCGCUGGCAUGUAUGAUGCCCUUUCACGAGGUGAUACGGAAUGUCGUGAUAUAGGAAAGCGAAUCUUUUUACCAUCUUCGUUUACCGGUGGGCCACGUUACAUGUAUAAGCAUUACCAAGACGCCUUAGCAAUUUGCAGGGUCCAUGGCAAUCCGCAGUACUUCAUCACUUUCACAUGCAACGUCAGGUGGCCUGAAAUUAUGAGAUAUAUGCAACGUGUUGGGUGCGUUAAUUCACAAAAUCGUCCUGACAUCAUAGCUCGGGUUUUCGAAAUGAAAGUCGAAGAAUUUAUAAAAUUUAUAAAAGAAGAUAAAACAUUUGGAGAAGUGGUAGCAUAUUUAUACACUAUUGAGUUUCAAAAAAGGGGAUUACCGCACUGUCACACUUUAAUCUGGGUCACGGCAGCCGAUAGAAUACGAGACGCUUCAAAUGUAGAUAGUUACAUUACUGCUGAGUUCCCGGAUCAAAAUUCUGAACCUCUUUUGUAUUAGACAAUUACUGAAUGCAUGAUUCAUGGCCCGUGCGGGUUGCUCAAUCCUAACGCUCCUUGUAUGCGUGAAGGUAAAUGUUCAAAGCAUUUUCCAAAGUCGUUUGAAGCCGCUACGCUGUUUGACAAGGAUGGCUAUGUUCAUUACAAAAGACAUGCUACCAACUAUCAUGUGUCGAGGAAUGGCCUCCAAAUCGAUUGUGGUUAUGUUGUUCCAUAGAAUAAACGUCUAUGUAGCCGUUUCAAUGCGCACAUUAAUGUUGAGUAUUGUGGUUGGAACAUGAUGAUUAAGUACCUCUUUAAAUACAUCUCUAAAGGAGCUGAUCGUAUUAAGUUUGCAAUUCGUAAGUCUGAAACUCAUUCACCAUCUACAUCGUCUACAUCGUCUGAUGCGCCUCCUGUGGUUGAUGAAAUUCAAAAUUUUCUAGACGGCCGGUUUAUUUGCCCACAUGAAGCUUCGUGGAGAAUUUUGAAUUUCUCAAUUCAUGAACGCAGUCCUUCGGUCCAAGUCUUAGCUGUUCAUUUGGAGAAUAUGCAAAAUGUUACUUUUAAGGAGAGAAGCAAACUGCAAUCUGUCAUCAACAACCCGUCUUUUGGAAAAACGACUUUAACUGAAUGGUUCUCUAAUAACAACAAGGACUCUAAUGGAUUGGACAAGAUACCGUUGGGAGUUAUCCGCUAAAGUAUGGAUUCGUAGAGUCCAAGCAAGACCUGCUGCAGCAAUUGGACGCCUUGUGUAUGUACAUCCCACAGCUGGUGAACUUUUCUAUUUGCGCAUGCUACUUUGUCAUAAAAAAGGUUGCAAGUCCUACUCCGAUGUACGUACCAUGUCUUCUGUUACAUACACAACUUUUCGAGGGGC